Messenger RNA from Glycine soja, 384 nucleotides. RefSeq lists its product as uncharacterized. The record is from RefSeq and is a predicted model, not a curated record. Gene Ontology annotation, molecular function: nucleic acid binding; RNA-DNA hybrid ribonuclease activity. NCBI's taxonomy places the organism in Eukaryota, Viridiplantae, Streptophyta, Magnoliopsida, Fabales, Fabaceae. The transcript has a single exon. Bases 1 to 384 code for a protein of 127 amino acids.
AUGUCACUGGACUCGGCCUUGGUAAUUCACCAGUUGAAGGGUGAAUGGGAGACCAGAGACCAUAAAUCGGUGCCUUACCAGGCUUACAUCAAGAAGUUGAUAGAAUUCUUUGAUGACAUAUCUUUUCAUCACAUUCCUAGAGAGGAAAAUCAGAUGGCCGACGCCCUUGCCACACUAGCGUCCAUGUUCCAGCUAAGCCCGCACGGACAUUUUUCGUACAUUGAAUUCAGAUGUUGUGGCAAGCUUGCACAUUGCUGUUUAAUAAAGAAAGAGAAAUAUGGUAAGCCUUGGUACUUCGACAUCAAACGAUGCAUCAAAAACAAGGAAUACCCGCAGGAGGCCUCUGACAACGACAACGAAGGUUGGUGGCCAGCUUCUUCCUGA